AUGGCAGCCACCUCCUCAGGCCCCUCGGCCAUCUCGAGCUCGUCAUAUCCCACAAAACGCGAUCAACUCUACGAUUACUGCGCAACAAUCCCCGGAGCUCUCUUCAACCAAGAGGACCUGGAGAACCUUCACAUUGCCCGGGACACGAAAGAGUUGAUGCAGAUAUGUCAAGAGCUAGUGUCAAACCAGCUCUUCCAGCUGCUCCAAUGGGACGGAGAUGUGUGCUGGAAAGCUCGACCACAAGACAUCGCAACCAAACUCACCACCCUCUCCCGCGACGAGCUCCUCGUAUACCAAUGCGUCGAGUCCCUCGGCACCACCGGCAUCUGGACCCGCGCCAUCCGCGCCAAAACGAACCUGCACGACAAAUCCCUCAACAAAGCCAUAAAAUCCCUCGAAACCUCACGCCUCAUAAAAAGCAUCCGCAAUGUCAAAAACCCAUCCCGCAAGACCUACAUGCUGUACCACCUCGUCCCCUCCGAAGACAUCGCGGGGGGGCCCUGGCACGACGAGAACGGCGAGUUCGACAUCGACCUCAUCAACACGGUCGCCGACCUGAUCUGGAACUACGUGCACGCGAAAUCGUGGGUCGAGGCGCCGCGCAUCAAGGGGGGGCGGGACAUGGCGGACGCCAUAAAACGCAGAAAAGACGCCGUCGCAGCGGCCGCAGCGGCGCAGCAGACACCCCCCACAUCGCUGGCCGCGGCGCUCGAACUCCCGCCCUCCCCGCGCUUCAAGCCCGCGCUGGGACCGAGCAACAGAGUUCUAAUUCCCUACCCCCCGGGCUACAGGGGUUACCCAAACCUCCCCACCAUCUCCGACUUCGUGCGCGAGUCCGGCGUCGUGAUGGUCGAGAUCCACGAGGCGGAUCUCAAGCACCUUCUCGACAACUUGGUCUACGACGGGCGCCUCGAGCGCAUGGGCGUCGGGGGGCAUAUGUACCGCAGCGUGCGGCCGAUGGAGGGGGAGGAGGAUGUUGGGCCGGGGAACGGGUUGGCUGAGGCGCCGUGUGGCCGGUGUCCGGUGUUUGUGUUGUGUGAGGAGGGCGGGCCGGUGAAUGCGAGGAACUGUGUUUAUUUUGAGGAGUGGUUGAAGACGUGA
Coniosporium apollinis CBS 100218 is the source of this 1101-nucleotide messenger RNA. RefSeq lists its product as uncharacterized. The transcript is spliced from 2 exons. Gene Ontology annotation, cellular component: RNA polymerase III complex. Gene Ontology annotation, biological process: transcription by RNA polymerase III. Bases 1 to 1101 code for a protein of 366 amino acids. The record is from RefSeq and is a predicted model, not a curated record. Lineage: Eukaryota; Fungi; Ascomycota; Dothideomycetes.